Mustela lutreola (European mink) is the source of this 914-nucleotide messenger RNA. RefSeq names its product atherin-like. The transcript has 2 exons. NCBI's taxonomy places the organism in Eukaryota, Metazoa, Chordata, Mammalia, Carnivora, Mustelidae. The coding region runs from base 1 to 825 and encodes 274 amino acids. The record is from RefSeq and is a predicted model, not a curated record.
AUGGGACGCCCGUAUCCGCCCCGGGACCCGCCCCUUCCGCCCGGGCGGGCGUGCGCGCGACUGACUGACGGGCGCUGGGCGGGCGCGCGGGCGCGCGCGCGGUUGACUGACGGGCGCCGAGAGGGCGGGCGGGUGCGAAGCCGAGGGGCGCCGAGCGGGCGGCGACGGCGGGCGGCCUCCGCCCCGGCCGGCCCCGCUCCCUUUGGGAACCCGCCCCCGGGCCCCGCGGCGUGCGGAAGGCGCCCUGUUCCCUCCCCGCCCCCGCCACACGACCCGAGAGAACCUUCCAGAGCCUUCCAGAACCUUCACGUUCCUGAGGCGCCACGUGCUGCCGCGGUGCCCCUGACGGCGCCGCCCAGCGCAGCCCGGGACGCAGUAAAACCCCAUAACUGCCCCAGAGCGACUAAAGGUGAAGAAAGUGCGAUUUCCGAAAGCACAACGAGAGCAGCAGGAGGAGGAGGGUCGUGCCUGCACCCGCUGUGCCGUGGGCGCGGCCGCCGCGGGCUGUCGGCGGACGUCCACCCCGUCCGUCCUUUGGGGUCCGCCAUCCGGGUUAGGACGUUGGAUGCCCGCGCGGCCACUCCGCCAGCUGCCGGGUCCCUGCUUGUCACCACCGCUCCCCGGCUCACGUCCUCUCUUCUGGUCCCACUGGACGUGUUUCCGUGCACACUCCCUCUCUUUCUUGGUUGUGAGAAAACCCUGAGCUCGGACAUGGCCCCAGCAGCACCACACAUCCGAAGGGAAGGGAGCGAGGGAAACACCAGAAAAAGUCGCGAAAGGAAACCUCUGGGGACACGGUGCGGUUUGCUCCUCCCCAGGUCGUAGAUGAGCUGGUUCCCUAGUGUCUCAGGAUGAAGGCAAGGGCUUCCUGGGGAGGGGGCGUCCUGCGACCAGCGCGGACGGGGUGCUGGCGU